CACUAACAUCAACCUUACCCGACCAAUUGAACAAGCCGGCUGAACGGCAGCAAGCCGAGGCCCACUACUUUGAUCGGACAGGAAAUUGACGAGUUAAACACUCUUGUCCUCGUGGGACAAAAGUGUUUUUGGGAGGAAGUGCGCUACCGCUUGUUAGUUUCUCCAUAAUGGAGAAAACCUGAGGCUGUACAGGAGAGGAAAAGAACUGACGUUAGCGCUGCAUGAAAGCCCCCCGCGACAACAGGACCAGAGCACGAGCCGCAGAGGAGAGGAGACGUAUUAAGACGAGCUAACGGCUACAUCACGGACACGGUGAAGAGAGGAUGUUUUCGCAGCUUGGUGAGAAGAUAUGGGCGGACUGGAUUUGGUUUCCUGAAGGCCACGGUUGGGCUGACCUGACGGACCGCGAUGGUCAAGUUUUCCCCAAAACCAAGGACCUGUGGGCGACUAUACCCAUCGCACUGUGCUUCCUGGUCUGCAGGCAGAUAUUUGAGAGGACGGUAGCAACUCCUUUCGCCUCUCUUUUGGGAGUGAGUGACAAGCAGCGGUUUCGUGCUCCACCAAAUCCCAUCCUGGAGUCCUACUUCUGCAGCGCAUCAAAGCAUCCCACACAGAGCUCCGUAGAGAGUUUAAGCAAACAGUCGGGCUGUUCGGUGCGACAGGUCCAAAGGUGGUUCCGGCGGCGGAGAAACCAGGACAGACCCAGCAAGCUCAAAAAGUUUCGGGAAGCGUGUUGGAGAUUUACGUUUUAUCUUCUUGCUUUUUUUGCUGGCCUGGCAGUCCUUAUUGACAAACCAUGGUUGUAUGAUAUGAGGCAGAUGUGGGACGGCUUCCCGAAAAUGCCGCUGUUGCCUUCACAGUACUGGUACUACAUGAUCGAACUAGGCUUCUAUAUCUCGCUGAUUUUUAGCGUUGCAACAGAUGUUAAACGUAAGGAUUUCAAAGAGCAGAUAAUUCACCAUGUAGCCACUAUUUCCCUCAUCAGUUUCUCCUGGCUGGUCAACUACAUCCGUGCAGGGACUUUGAUCAUGUUGGUGCAUGAUGCCUCCGACUAUUUAAUGGAGUCCGCCAAAAUAUUCAACUAUGCAGGUUGGAGGAAAACUUGCAACUUCAUCUUCACCAUGUUUGCUGCUGUUUUCAUUGUCACCCGCCUCGUAAUCCUCCCCUUCUGGAUCAUAUAUACAACGUGGGUGUACCCCCUGACCCUCUACCCCCCCUUCCUCGGCUUCUACUUCUUCAACGGCCUGAUGCUCGUGCUGCAGGCACUGCACAUCUUCUGGGCAGUGCUCAUCUUGCGCAUGGUCGUCAAAUUCCUCCCAGGCAACCAGGACAUUGUUGAGGACGAGCGGAGCGACAAAGAGGAAACCGAUUCGGAAGAUGAAGCGGAAGGACGCGAGCAGAAGGAAAAGUUUAAGAAUGGCCAUGUGCAGAACGGCCACACUCUCCUGAACAACAACCACAGCAAGGCGGACUGAUGGGACUGUGAGAGCUGGAGAGUAGGCCGAGUGAGGGGUGUCGACGGGCCCUCACAUGUGGCCUCCACCUAAAAGCCAAAGAACGGAAGUGUGGCAUGUUGCACACAUAUCUAUACACACACACACACACACUCAUUUCUUUCCCCUCCUUUCUGAAACCCCAUUAGUCCAAAGUGGAUCAUUUUACUUUGUGGGCAGAGCAAGACUGAUGGAGAACCAAAAUCAUCUGCUUAGCAGCUAAGCAGCAGUGUGACUUUCUUGUCACACACACACACACACACAAGAGGGCUUCUCCUCUCACAUUUCUUGUCUAGUUUGCUUUCGGCUAAGAUUUUGUUCUACUGACCAAGCUGCCACAUGCCAUAUCAAGCUUUUUGUUUGGUCCAUGGGAGUGUUUUAAAGAGAUGUUGUGCUUAGGACGGGCUCUGCCUUCCCGCACAGUCAGUUAAAACUCUUCAAAGUAUUACUGCCCUUUUUACCCCGACUGAUUUAUUGUUGGUCUAACCACACUGAAGUCAGUGAUGUGGUGAGGAGAUCUGAGGUGGUGUCUUCAUGGACCAUAAGCUGAUAAAAGCCUGUUUCCUUAAAUACCGGUUGAUGCGAAAUUAGUGUGAUUCAGCUGCCAGUUUUUUUUCUCAAUUUAAUUUGUUUCAAUGUUAAAAAACAAAAUAAUUGGAGGUGAAAAGUGUUUUUAACAGAAAAACGAGCGAUAAGGUGCUACAUCGGCAUCGUGUGUUGAAAUGUGCCUUGAGUGGGAGUUUGUCAUGAAUGCUUUUCAUUUCUGGGAAGCAGAACGUACAGAGAUCAUUUUAAAUGUUUUGUUUGUUUCGUAUUCUUUUAGUUGUAUGAUUUUAUUUUAUUCUCGGUCCAGUCAAUGGUUUGAAUUUGGGAGCAAUUUGAGUGUAUCCCAAACCAAUCGGUAACAGUUAUAAAUUCUUAAUGGGCUGAAAGAGUCGAUAUCAUUUCCAUUCAGUGUUGUUUUACACAUCCAUCCAAAGAUGCACUUUAUGGUUCACUCUACUGAUCAGCUGUGGCUAAAUUUCUUGUACACAGGUUUAGUUAUAGUUUUUGAUCUUAAUUCAAACCAGAUUGCCUUUUUAGUUCAAGGGUAUAAUUUAAAUUUCUUUCAUAUUUAUUCUUGUUAUCUACCCAUGAUCUUCUGCUGGUGUUUUGGUACAUUUUGUAAAAAGAAACUAAGAAGUUUAAUGAAAUCUUAAGUAAAGAGGUAAAAAUUAAACACCAAAGUAUGGUUUACUUUUUGUACAACCCUGUCAUUUUCAAGUGCCUUCAUCAUUUCAAGUGUUUGUGGGGAAAAAAAGAUGUUAUUUCUGUCCCGUUUGUCUUUAUUUCUGCGGCCUAAUUGCGCCGUCACAUCCAACAUGCACCGUAACGCUGCAGGCCUCUAACUCUCCUGCCUCAGCUCACACCAAUCACCUGCAGCUCCCUCUGAAGAGUGUUCUGCAGAAAUGGUUUUUAAUCUGCAUCGCGUGUUGCUGAGAUGUAAAAUAAUGAUGAUAAAGAUAAUUGUGGAUAACUA
This is a messenger RNA of Pungitius pungitius (ninespine stickleback), 3012 nucleotides long. It is a transcript of the gene cers2a, whose product is annotated as ceramide synthase 2a. Lineage: Eukaryota; Metazoa; Chordata; Actinopteri; Perciformes; Gasterosteidae. Gene Ontology annotation, biological process: ceramide biosynthetic process. Gene Ontology annotation, molecular function: DNA binding; sphingosine N-acyltransferase activity. Bases 324 to 1475 code for a protein of 383 amino acids. Gene Ontology annotation, cellular component: membrane. The transcript has 12 exons. The record is from RefSeq and is a predicted model, not a curated record.